Molecule: messenger RNA, 1131 nt
Organism: Danio aesculapii
Lineage: Eukaryota; Metazoa; Chordata; Actinopteri; Cypriniformes; Danionidae
Gene: ndnl2
Product: necdin-like 2
Exons: 10
Coding region: 130-912 (260 amino acids)
Cellular component (GO): nucleus
Source: RefSeq, a predicted model, not a curated record
ACCGUUGCUUUUUUUUUUUUUACAUCGUUUACUCCAAUAAACAGUUCACGUUGUAUCGUUAAACGUAAUGAUCUUGGUAAAAUCUUGACGUUUGUGUUUAUUAAUUAAGUUACUCAGGGUCCGAUAACCAUGUCUCAGAGGAAGAAAGCGGGUCCAGCUUCUCAGAACAAAACUCAGAGACGAUCGCAGUUAUUGCUGGAGGAAGAUGAAGAUGCAACCUUCAGCCAAAUAACAUCAUCACAGGCUCAGAGAGCUCGAGAGAACUUCACGUCUGACCAAAUAGACCACAAGGUGGCAGAGGUGGUCCAGUUCAUCUUGAUUAAAGACCAAAAAAAAAUCCCCAUCCGAAGAGCAGACAUUGGAAAACAUGUGAUAAAGGACUACAAACACAUCUAUGCGGAAGUCAUGAAGAGAGUUUGCCGUACAUUUGAGCAGGUAUUUGGAUUAAAACUAGUGGAGAUUGAUCUCAAACAACACAUUUAUAUUCUGAUCAAUAAACUGGAGCCUAUUCGUGGACAAACAGUGAGCAUGCAUCCUGGAAACCAAAAGAUGGGUCUGCUGUUUGCCAUACUUAGUGUCAUUUUUAUGAAGGGUGGUACCGUCAAGGAGAAUCUGGUGUGGAAUACACUCAAGAAGCUGCGGGUGGAUCCAGGGGAGAAGCAUGAUGAGUUUGGAGAUGUAAAGAAAGUGGUCACUGAAGAGUUCGUACGGCAGAAAUAUCUGGAGUAUGGAAAGAUUCCCCACACAGAGCCAGUGGAAUAUGAAUUUCGCUGGGGUCUGCGGGCAGAGAAGGAGGUGUCUAAACUCAAACUGCUGGAGUUUGUUGGAGAGCUUUUUGAUCAGGAUCCUCAGAGCUGGACACAGCAGUUCAGAGAGGCCAGUGCAAGUGAAACCAGCAGCCAGUCAACAUGAGCACCUUGAUCUGCAUGUAUAUUUAAAACUAUAAGCAAUAUUUAAAUUCAUUCUUAAACUCUGAACUGAAGCUCGGUGUACUAACAAAAAUCGUUUAAUACUAAACAAUCUCAUUGAGCUCUAUAAUUUUGUGAAAACGGUUUACUUCAGUUUUUUAUUUGUAAUACUUGUUUGUAUUCCAUAAACACAAUAAAGUUGUUUUACAUUUUUCUUAUUCAC